AUUAUUUUUAUGUAUUAAAUAAAGUAUAAAACAUAUGUGAUGAGCUCAUGCAGUAGCAGUAGCGGCAAUACAGUCUCUGUAAUCAGUAAUCGGUAGUUCGCUUGUGGGAGGAAGCAUCUGUUAUCUUAGUGACGUUUUUCCAACCUAUCCAGUACACAGUCGGAUUUUAUCGCCUCGGAAGCGGUAACGUUUAUGUGGGACAUUAUAAUUCGGUUUAGUAUUUCAAACGGCUCCAUAUUUUGAGAGUUUGCGUCAGUCCAAUGAACUUUUGCUGAUUACUACAUAAAAAUGACCGGCCUCCUGCAAUUAUUCUGUCUUUUUCUUCUAUUUACUAGUAAAACUGCAGGAACUACAAAAAGUAAAAGCCAACAACCCGAUGUAAAGGUGUUAACGGUGGCUACUGAGAAGAACCAUGGCUUGGAAAGAUUCCUCCGCUCGGCCAGGGUAUACAAUAUUAAUGUGGAAGUUCUCGGUGAAGGCAAGAAGUGGGAGGGAGGGGAUAUGAAGCAUGAGGGCGGUGGUCACAAAGUUAACCUGCUCAAAGAUAAGCUGAGUUCAAUGAAAAUACCUGAAGAUAGAGAUCAGAUUAUUCUAUUCACUGACAGCUACGAUGUGAUGUUCCUGGGAUCGCUCGAUGAGAUAGUACAGAAGUUUCUCGCAAUGUCCGUACGCGUGUUGUUCUCUGCGGAACCUUUCUGUUGGCCAGAUUCCUCUCUCGCGUCGCAGUAUCCCGACAGCCAGCAAUUGAACCCGUUCCUUAAUUCGGGCGGAUUUAUAGGAUAUUUACCGGAACUUUUGAAGAUCUUGAACUAUGAGACAGUGGGCAAUAAAGAUGACGAUCAGCUCUUCUACACCAAAGUGUACUUGGAUGAGGAUUAUAGAGAAAGUCUAAGAAUUUCCCUUGACCACAAAUCGGCCAUAUUCCAAAACCUCCAUGGUGCCUUGUCGGAUGUGCAACUCGUCGCUAACUCCACUGAUGAAUGGCCGUAUCUUGUCAACGUGGUGACCAAGCAGAGGCCUCUGAUCGUUCACGGAAACGGGCCCGCAAAAUUGACCUUGAACAAUUUGUCCAACUAUUUGGCCAAGUCCUGGUCUGUCAGUGAGGGAUGCGUUCUGUGCGAUGAGAAGAGGAUUGUGCUGGAUGAGGACAAGCUGCCGAAGGUGAUGCUCUCCGUAUUCAUAGAAGUCGCGACACCGUUUAUAGAGGAAUUUUUCCAAAGUAUUCUGGCCAUUGAUUAUCCCAAGCAGAAAAUACAUCUCUUUAUCCGCAACGGUGUCGAGUAUCAUGAGUCGGAGGUGGAGAAUUUCUAUCAGGCUCACAGUAGCGAAUAUUUUACCGCCAAACGGAUCAAAUCCACUGACCUUGUGGGGGAGGCUGAAGCGAGGAACAUUGCUAAGGACCGCUGUAUCGGCAGCGACUGUGAUUAUCUCUUCUGCCUGGACAGCCACGCCCGUGUUGAACCUGAUACACUUCAUUACUUGCUCUCUACCGGAUAUGACGUCGUCGCCCCCUUACUAGUACGCAGUGGACAAGCUUGGUCAAACUUUUGGGGUGCUAUUAACUCUGUUGGUUUCUAUUCCCGUUCAGCUGAUUAUAUGGAUAUUGUCAACCGCAGCAUUGAAGGUAUCUGGAACGUCCCGUUCAUCAACAACUGCUACCUUAUGAACAUUUCCCUGUUCCGCAAACCGUCUGCCAAACAUGUUAGCUAUUUGAAAGAGGACACCGACCCUGAUAUGGCUUUCUGCGCUUCACUCAGAUCUGCUGGUAUCAUGAUGUACGUGAGCAAUGAAAAGGAAUUCGGUCAUCUCGUUAAUUCUGAAACGUUUGACGUGAGCCGCACUAACCCUGACAUUUACCAAGUGAUUGAUAACAAGCUUGAUUGGGAACAACGUUACCUCCACCCCAAGUACCAUGAAAUCUUCGCCAACAAAGAAAAGCAACUCAUGCCCUGCCCCGACGUCUAUUGGUUCCCACUGAUGUCGAUGCGCUUCUGUAAGGAAUGGAUCGAAGUCAUGGAGGCCUUUGGACAAUGGAGCGAUGGAUCUAACAAUGACAAACGUCUAGAGAGUGGUUACGAAGCUGUUCCAACUCGUGAUAUUCACAUGAACCAGGUCGGACUUGACAUUCAAUGGCUCCGAAUCCUCAAGGAUUACGUUCGUCCGCUGCAGGAGUUAGUUUUCACUGGAUACUACCAUAACCCCCCCGUGUCCGUCAUGAACUUCGUGGUCCGUUAUCGUCCUGAUGAACAGCCCUCUCUACGGCCGCACCACGACUCCUCAACUUACACCAUCAACCUGGCUCUGAAUACUCCCCACUUGGAUUACGAGGGUGGUGGUUGUCGGUUCAUCCGCUACAACUGUUCGGUGAAGGACACCAAGCCCGGUUGGCUUUUGAUGCACCCUGGCCGUCUGACCCACUUCCACGAGGGUCUCCUCGUCACCAAGGGCACACGUUACAUUAUGAUCUCAUUCGUGGACCCGUAAAUUUAUCGCUUAACGCUUCAAUCUAUCAAUUUUAUCGUCGUAGUGGAAAUAUUAAUCAUAGGCUAAGGUAAUGCGGACAACUCAUCUGAUAUUGUUUAUUCAGAUUGUUGAUUUCUUAGGAUUAAUUUACUACAUUAAUUUUUUAUUAAGAUUAAAUUUAGGUUUAGUUCAUUAUCAAUGCCGUUACGUUACGUAUGGUUCCUUUUAAUGAUAUAUAUAUAUUUUUUUAUGUUAAUUUCUGAUGUAAGACUUUUUUAUUGUGACUUGUCUGCUAAUUAGAUAAUAAUCAGUAUCUCUCUAUUUAACUUCACUCUAACUUUGCCAAAGAUAUAUAAUCGUACAUGCAUUUAAUCCAAUAAACUUGUAGUAGUUGCAA
Danaus plexippus (monarch butterfly) is the source of this 2860-nucleotide messenger RNA. RefSeq names its product procollagen-lysine,2-oxoglutarate 5-dioxygenase (gene Plod). Gene Ontology annotation, biological process: peptidyl-lysine hydroxylation. Gene Ontology annotation, cellular component: endoplasmic reticulum. The coding region runs from base 289 to 2484 and encodes 731 amino acids. The record is from RefSeq and is a predicted model, not a curated record. The transcript is spliced from 13 exons. Gene Ontology annotation, molecular function: iron ion binding; L-ascorbic acid binding; procollagen-lysine 5-dioxygenase activity. Lineage: Eukaryota; Metazoa; Arthropoda; Insecta; Lepidoptera; Nymphalidae.